UCGGGCGUGGAACCGAGGAAGUGCCUCAUGCCGAAAGUAAUGUUUGUCGGAGGAACCGCCUCUGAAGUGGGGCUUGGAGCCUGAAGUUUAGCUUUCGUUCUUGUCUUAUAUUGGCCGGUGCCUCGAUUUACUGGCCAAGACCAUGCGACGGCUACAUGCCCUUUAUCGUCCCCUGGAGCUAUUAUUUCCCGGAGGAAGAGCUAAGUCGUGGAGCAGGCUGACUUCUUGCAGAUUGGCGUCGUUCAGAAUGGGUGCGACCCACCCAGAUGUCAAUAGCUUUGUUGCCCGGUCCAAAACCUGUGGGGAGUUGCGAUCAGCUCAUAUAGGUCAAGAGGUCACUCUGUGUGGAUGGAUUCAAUAUAAGAGACAGGAACAGUUUGUGGUUUUGAGAGAUUUCCAAGGACUUACCCAGAUACUCAUACCUCAGGAAGAGGCUGCUUCCCAUUUGAGGAAGCUCUUUUCUGAUGCUCCAGUUGAGUCUGUUGUACGAGUGACUGGGAUUGUUAUUCCCCGGCCUCCUGGACAGGCAAAUCCUAGGAUGCAAACUGGAGAUAUUGAAGUAAAAGCAGAAACUGCAGAGGUUCUGAACUACUGUAAGAAACUACCAUUUGAAAUAAAAGAUUCCAUCAAGAAAACUGAAGCACUGCGAAUGCAGUAUCGUUAUUUGGAUUUAAGAAGUAUUCAGAUGCAGUAUAACCUCCGGCUGAGAUCCCAGGUGGUGAUGAGAAUGCGAGAGUAUCUCUGUAAUCAUUAUGAUUUUGUGGAUGUAGAAACACCAACACUGUUUAAGAAAACACCAGGAGGUGCAAAAGAAUUUGUGGUGCCUUCCCGGGAGGUUGGAAAGUUCUACUCACUUCCUCAGAGCCCUCAACAAUUUAAACAACUCCUAAUGGUAGGAGGUCUGGACAGGUAUUUCCAAGUUGCCCGCUGUUACCGAGAUGAAGGUUCAAAGCCAGACAGACAGCCUGAAUUCACUCAGAUAGAUAUUGAAAUGUCAUUUGUGGACCAAGCUGGAAUUCUGGCUUUAACCGAGGGCAUGCUGCAGUAUUCCUGGCCUGAGGAAAAGGGGCUUAUCAAAAUACCCUUCCCUUCAAUCUCCUAUGAUGAAGCGCUAUCCACUUAUGGGACUGAUAAACCUGAUACUCGUUUUGGAAUGAAGAUCAUUGAUGUAAGUCACAUUCUCAGGAACAUAGAUGUUGGCUUUUUGCAGAACUCUCUCAGUGAGCCCUACGCUACAGUGAAAGCCAUUUGCAUUCCCGAGGGAAGGAAAUAUCUACAGUUUAAAGAUUUGGAGUCCUUAAAUGAAUUGUCAAAAUCCCAGUUUAACCAGUUUAUAUCGUAUUUGAUUUUGAAACCUGAUGGCAACAUAAAGUCCUCACUUGGAAAAUUCCUUAAUGAAGAGAAAAAAACAGAGCUUAUACGAACAGUUAAGGCCAAUACGGAGGAUGUGGUGUUGCUUGCUGCUGGCCAACAAAAAAAGGUGUGCUCUGCAUUAGGAAAGCUACGCUUGAAGAGUGCUGAACUUCUGGAAGCAAAAGGUCUGUUACUUCGUGACCCUUCUGCCUUUCACUUCCUCUGGGUGGUAGAAUUCCCACUUUUCCUCUCCAAAGAAGAAAAUCCUGAAGAAUUAGAAGCUGCUCAUCAUCCUUUCACUGCUCCCCAUCCCUUGGAUGAGCAUCUCCUCUACUCAGAUCCCAGACAGAUUAGAGGUCAGCAUUAUGAUCUGGUAUUGAAUGGUAAUGAGAUUGGAGGUGGCUCUAUUCGAAUCCAUAAUGCAAAGCAGCAGCGUUUCAUACUUGAGACAGUUUUGAAGGAGGACACUGAACUGCUUUUUCACCUCCUUGAAGCACUGGAGUGUGGUGCACCCCCGCAUGGAGGAAUUGCACUAGGGCUUGACAGACUGAUUUGCCUUCUAGUUGGAGGUUCGAGUAUUCGAGAUGUCAUUGCUUUCCCUAAAUCUUUCAAGGGAAGAGAUUUAAUGAGCAAUACUCCAGAUUAUGUUGAUCCGCAAGAACUUGAGCCAUAUCAUGUGCAGGUUACAUGGCCUUUGACAGAAGCCAAAGCAAGGACUAACUGAAAAGUACCUAUUCUUGGGAAAUCUUAACAAAGCCACUAAAUUUGUCACUAACUGACAGAUUAUCCAUACGAUUUGUAGGAAAAGUGAACUGCUGAAAGAAUCAAGGGCAUCCUUCGUUAUACCAGAGAAAUUUCUUUUGUGUUGCCUUUGUUCUAAUCUUAUGUUCAAAAGACAGCAUGUCCUAUUAUUAUUGUUAUGUAGUGAUAUAGUCAGAUGCAGUCUUGACAUUUUGUUGUGUUGCCUUUAUGUAUGGACGAUCUUCAUAGUAUAUGUAAAUGUUGCAGGGAUCAUUACUAGAUAACCAGUGUGAUUUGGCCAUACUGGGAGGUAUUGAAACUACUCUACAGAUUUUUGAUGUGAAAAUCAGUUUUAUUUUAAAAACAGUAGUUAUUUGAAACCUAAUUGGGGGAGUUAUUCUUCAGGGUUUUAAGUACAAAUACAGUAUAGCCAGUUAUGGAAGCAGUUUGUUAAACCUGAUCAGAUAGCAAAAAUGGCUAAUUUCUCUAAUACAAGACAGUAUAAAAAAAUGGUAGGAAAAAAUAGAAUCAUUUCAGAUUAUAUAAUUUGGUUUUUGAUUUUUUUACCUAAAUAAAACUCCCAAUUAUAUUCAACCAUAAUAGAGUCUAUUGGUGAUUUCAGGUUGUUAGGUUUGUUAUAUAUUUUUCAAAAAUUCACAUUUGAACAGCUAUUACUUACAUAGUUUUGUUGAAGGUCUGCAAUAAACAUUUGUGCUUUCCACUGUUAUGUAUUACUCCAUCUCUUCCUAAUUGCCAAGUUACCAAACAAAACAACAAACUAUUACUUUUCUGUUCCCACAAGGCCCCUAGUGCCUACAGGUCUCACAUGGAAAUAAUCACUUCUGGGAGGACCUCUAGAAAGCAGCUGCAAUUUUUGAAAAUUAAGAGGUAAAAUGAUUUAUCCUCCCUAAUAAUGUUGGAUACACUUGCCCAUCCUAUAUAUACCUCUUUGGGAAUGGCAUCUUAUUUUUAUAACUGUUAUGUUUUACUCAUCUUUGCCUGACUGUACAAAAGAAAAGUUGUAGGUACAGCUUAUUUAAUUAUCCAAUAAAGUUUAAUAAGGUA
Messenger RNA from Crotalus tigris (Tiger rattlesnake), 3159 nucleotides. It is a transcript of the gene DARS2, whose product is annotated as aspartyl-tRNA synthetase 2, mitochondrial. The transcript has 17 exons. The record is from RefSeq and is a predicted model, not a curated record. Bases 143 to 2077 code for a protein of 644 amino acids. Lineage: Eukaryota; Metazoa; Chordata; Lepidosauria; Squamata; Viperidae. Gene Ontology annotation, biological process: aspartyl-tRNA aminoacylation. Gene Ontology annotation, molecular function: nucleic acid binding; aspartate-tRNA ligase activity; ATP binding. Gene Ontology annotation, cellular component: mitochondrion; cytoplasm.